AGAGUCAGUUCUGUUCAGUUGAGUAUCGUCGCUUGGUUUUGCCUGUUGUGUGUUAUAGCUCUAGUUUAGCGCGUCGAGCCAAAUUAUUGUGUUUAAUUAAAUUAAAUCAAGUGAAAUGUUUCAUUUAUAAAUUGAAAAUUCCAAACACUAAGUGGAAGGAAAAAAGUGUUGAUUUUUCUUUAGUCUCAAUUCGUUUGCUAUGCCAGUCAUGAUCUUGGCUCAAAACCGGCAACAGAUUGACGCAACUAAACUGAACUACCUUGAUGACGCAUUUAUUGGCCAACAACAACUACAACGACAACUUUGUAUCUGUAUCUGUUGUGAGUGAGCGAUCCAAAGAUGCUCGUCAUUAAAACAAAAACGCUUGGCGCGCAUUUUUCCAACUCAUCAUCAAAAGCAAAACUGGCGCAAAACUGUGCAAAAAGUAGAAGCAGCUGCUCCGGCUGCUCGGUCUGGUGCAUUGUAUUUACAUUGCUAUUCUGCUGCUGUGGUCCAACAGCUGCUCAUCUUGGCAAUUCUGUUGGAUCGCCUUCAUCAUCUGUGGAUGCAAGCAAUCUGGUGCGAGUGAAUAAAUGCUGCGAGAAAUUUGAAAUCCAUGUGGAAAAUGCAUGUCAGCUGGUCAAUGAGACGGAUCAAUUUCAACCGAAAUUCAUUAGUUUAGAUGGUAAAGAUAUCGCCAAUGUGCAAUAUAAAUUUGUGAUUGGCAUACCAAAUUGUGGUUCUUUACAAAUUUGGGAUAUCUAUGACAAUGGCAAGGAUGAUAGCAGCGACAGAUUGCAACUGUUGGACAAUGGCAAACUGAGACAUUACACCCGAACGCUAUCAAAUGUGGAGGGAGAAAUCAGCGAGACUAAAUAUGAUUUGGAGCCAGGACAAUACUGUCUGGAUAAGGUUGAGGCAAAAAAUCAUAGUAAAGAGGUAUUAUUUGCAAAGAUUUGUGUGCCCAAAGCUUUGGAGAUGGAAUGGGACGAUUGGCAUUUUGUUCUUAUGAAAAUACUUGAUCCCAUUUUUCAUAUAAUCUCGUUGAUAAUUUUGUUGAUCAUAGCCAUUGUCUAUUUCAUUUUACCCACAUUGAGCAGAGAUCUGGUUGGCAACAUUGUGACAACAAUUGCCAUGUGCCUGAUGAUUAGCCAGGCCUCAGACCUGGUGCGGAUCUUCACCAUGUUCUCCAGUCAUGUGAGCUUCAUUGUGGCCGACAUUAUCCUAAGUUCCAGCCAAUUGGCAGCCUUUGUUUGGUUAAACAGUUUCGGUUUCUACAUUUGGAAAACAUUCCGCUCGCGAAAUGUAUUUCUAAGAGUAACCGAUGGUCGGAAGUAUUGUUAUUAUUCGGCCUACGCUUGGAGUUGUGCUGGGAUCAUGGCCGCAUUGGCGGUCUUUGCACAUUUCUUUCUCGAUGUUGAUCUGUAUAAACAGGAGCACAUGGUGGCCGAACAGCAGACAAUAGGUCUGUUGGCCAUGUGCAUAUUCUUUGCUCCCAUCGCCUGUACGAUAUUGAUAAACAUAUUCUUCUUUGUGACGACAAGCAAGUUAAUAAACCGCCGGACAGUCUACGGACGCAUCGCCCACAAACUGAAGGCAAACUUCAUCAUGUUCUCGUUGAUGUUUUUGGUCAUGUCAGUGGUUUGGUUGUUUCAUUUAAUGACCUGGCUAGAGCUCGAUGGCCUGAUGUAUGCCUAUAUUAUUGUUAAUGCCCUGCAGGCUCCUCUUUUGCUCUACAUUUGUGUACUGCGGCAGCGUCACGUCACAUUUCUGCUAAGGAAAACCUGUUGCUACAAUGAACCACCAUCGGCAAAUGACUGGGGCGAUGAGUUGCACUAUAUGAACGGCAACGACUAUUGACAUAUCUAUAACCUAAUCUAAUUAACCUAAGACCUAAGUUUUAGCUUUGCUAAGUGUUUUAGUUUAACAAUGUUAAACAUUGAGAAUUGUACUUAAAACUUAUUUAAAAAACAACAAAAAUAUAUCGAACUAAUAAGUCUGACACCACUGA
Messenger RNA from Drosophila willistoni, 1990 nucleotides. RefSeq names its product probable G-protein coupled receptor Mth-like 5 (gene mthl5). NCBI's taxonomy places the organism in Eukaryota, Metazoa, Arthropoda, Insecta, Diptera, Drosophilidae. Gene Ontology annotation, cellular component: membrane. The coding region runs from base 340 to 1839 and encodes 499 amino acids. The transcript is spliced from 5 exons. Gene Ontology annotation, biological process: cell surface receptor signaling pathway. The record is from RefSeq and is a predicted model, not a curated record. Gene Ontology annotation, molecular function: transmembrane signaling receptor activity.